AGGAACACAAACGGAAGAAACAAAAGAAGCACAAAUGAUCAAUUCUCACAAACAGCAACUAAACGCCCAUCUCUGAUUCCUGUCUCUGAAUCCUGAUUCCCUCGUAAAACUUCUCUAUAAAUCGCUCUGCUCUCUGAUCAACGCUUGCAUCCCCUUCUUCUUCUUCUUCUUCUUCUUCUUCAAACAACAUCUCCAAGUCAGCUCCAGCAUUUUCGUCCGGCGCCAGUGCCUCGAGUUCGUCUCCGUCGCCCAGGACCGACUCCUCGCCGUCGCCGCCGCAUAGCAGGGAGAGGAAGCGGCGGCUCCUUUUCUUUGGCGGGGAGAACUCGUACUCGGCGACGUAGGCGUAUCCGUAGAUCGACCGCUGCGUCCUCCUGAGGAGGAGCAGCUUGCGGGCGAUGGGGCGCCUCGCCCUAGCCACGGGGCUGAGGCCGGCGGCGAUGAGGCCCAACGCCUUGCGCACGAUCGGGCUCCGCUUCCUCGCCAUGGACGGGAGAUCCGGCUUGCUGCAGGCCUCAUGGGCGUCGGGGGAGGGCUUUAACGAAGGCAGCGGGCGCGGAGAGGAGGAGCUGGAAAGCGAGCUCGAGGUCGGUGGAUCUGUUCUUUUGCUCGAGUGCUGCAGGAAAGGUAGGCCAAAGAUGACACUUCAGAUAUUCCUCAAAAUUGUGGCUCUUGCUUUGCUUGAACCAGUUCUCGACCAAAACUUCUACUACUUGGGAACCAAGUACACAUCAGCAAGCUUCUCUUCUGCUCUUUAUAACGUGCUGCCAGCGAUCACAUUUAUAAAUGCCCUUAUUUUAAGAAUGGAGAAGGUAGACGUUAAGAAGCGACACAGUCAAGCAAAGAUUAUUGGAACACUGGUUACCGUUGUUGGUGCUCUGGUUAUGAUAUUAUACAAAGGUCCUAUUGUUGAGUUUAUAUGGAACAGGGGACGGAGCCACCAUACGGAAGUUGCUAGUCAGGAUGAAACCCAUUGGCUCAUUGGCACAUUCAUGCUGUUGUUCAGCUGCUUCUGUUGGUCUUUAUUCUUCAUUCUACAAUCGAACACCUUAAAAUCUUAUCCCGCAGAGCUCUCCUUGAGCUUCCUAAUUUGCGUCAUGGGCACACUACUCGCCAGUUCAGUCGCACUCAUCCUCGAUCCUGGUGUGAAACCUUGGAUGAUAGGAUUUGACACAAGGCUUGUUGCCGCAAUCUACUCCGGUAUAAUGUGCACAGGACUAGCAUAUUAUUUGCAAGCUGUAGUGGUGAAGGAGAGAGGGCCUGUCUUUGUUACUGCCUUUAGCCCUCUCUGCAUGAUCAUAGUGACUGUGAUGGGCUCCAUCAUUCUUGCAGAGGAAAUGUCUUUAGGAAGGUUGAUCGGCGCAGUUGUUAUAGUGAUUGGCCUUUACUCUCUUAUAUGGGGGAAGAGCAAUGAUCACAUGAACCAAUCCCCUAAAACCGGCGAAAAGCAAGCUCUGGAGCUACCGAAGACCACGAACGAUGACAUGAUAUCCAACUCCAUCGAUUGCAUCUCCAUCCAAAGCAUCUCGUCGGCAAAGAAACCUUGAGUAAUUAACUUGGGCAAGACUUGCCAUUGGUUUUCGAUUGUGUUGUGUAUGAACCACCAUCAACUAUGAUUGUAGAAGUGUUUUCUUGCAAGCAACUGAGGAUGCUUGUCCUCAGCGGUUGCUACCAAUAAGUAGUGUUAAUCUUAUGCAUGAUCUAAUGCCAUUAUCUUUGCUGUGUUCCUCAA
This is a messenger RNA of Zingiber officinale, 1732 nucleotides long. RefSeq names its product WAT1-related protein At1g21890-like. NCBI's taxonomy places the organism in Eukaryota, Viridiplantae, Streptophyta, Magnoliopsida, Zingiberales, Zingiberaceae. The record is from RefSeq and is a predicted model, not a curated record. The coding region runs from base 399 to 1547 and encodes 382 amino acids. Gene Ontology annotation, molecular function: transmembrane transporter activity. Gene Ontology annotation, cellular component: plasma membrane. The transcript has 7 exons.